AACCCAUACUCUGACAUGGUUUAUUUUCAACAUCAUCGUCUGCAAACAUUCACACAAUGUUGCGCCAUUUUAUGUUGGUGUAGUUUUCGGAUUUCGGUAGUGCUCUGAUAAGUUUAUGUAUUAAGAAAACGGCACAGAAGAGUCUAGAGGUCAUUCUCGCCAUUGCGUACACCGCUGAGGAGAAAAACCUGAGAUGAACUUUCUUUUGAAGUGCCGAAUGUUCGAAGCCCGGACGCUUGUUCUUUCAAGUAAAUGAACAACAUGGCAUUGUGGUGCUUCUAAACAAGCCGGACAUCUGACAGUAAUUAAGGUAAAUCUAUAGCUAGAAGUGGGAGAGGCCCCUCUAACGUUUAUGCCUGCGCCUGAGCGUUAGAGUUGACUCGCUGUGCCGCGUUAAUAUCCUGUUUGAUCGUGGCAAUAAAGACGAAGUCUCCGCAUCGCAGGCUCUGUCACAUGGUGUGUUUGCAUCAGAUAUCAGAUGUGCCAUAAACAAAAUUUUGUAGAAUUUAGCGUGUGGCUGUGCUUUACGAAACUUGUGGAUGGAACGCAGAUCUAAUCAGAAGGGCUACUUUCCUGUUUGACUUUGUUACCGCUGGUAGCUGUGAAUGCAAGGUCCCGUCGCUGUUGAUCAUGGCCACGGACAGAUAGAAUGAUCGUGAUCCAGAGUGUACCAGGAUGAAAAGGGGCAGAAAACUGACAGCAAUCUACCAUAGCGCCACAAGUACCGUAAAGGAUGGAGAAGAAUUGACAGUCGACAAUUACAGCUCAUUACAAUGGCGGCAUUAUGCGCGGGACAAUUAGCAUCUCGCAGGGAUCACAACUAGCAGAGCAUUAGUUUAUAUCUGAAUGUCAGUGUGUGCUCACACUUCUGCAUUACUGAGUCACUCUGGAAGAUGCUACCCGAAAUUCGAAACUGUCUUAAUUUGCACUAUGUAUCUUGCCUGUUAACAUUGAAGAAUUAAGCAGCACUGCAUUGGGAUAUAUCGUGGAUUGUUAAGAACCCAAAGCUUUCACUGUUAGCGAAGUUCGCUGCAGUACCAGAAUCAUUUUUGAGAGAAGACCGUGAAAAUUCACAACUAAAGCGUCGUACGAAAACCGCACAUUAGUUCCUCCACAAGUUGUGAACAUAUUGUUGCAUGAAGAGAUGCUGUAAAUUUACUGUCGUAGCAAGUAGUAAUUAUUUUGCAUUGUCCCAUUAUAUGUUCCCUCAAGACAUCAGCAGUAAUGCUAAAGGAUGCUUUUUGUAACCUAAAGGUGUUUGUGAGCUUAACAAUAUGGAUGCUGCACAGCUCUAGUAAUAGGAAACAUGUUCUCUUCAUUCGUGUCUGGUUUGAGCUUAGUGUUUCUUGAUGUGAUCUGAACACAGAAACAUUGGAGCAACAGAACUUUGUUCACUGCAUUUUGAGAUCAGACUAGAAAAAUGUAAUCGUCUGAUUUUAAUGCUUGUAGAAGUUGCUUCAUGGCCACCUGUUUGUGUUCCAAGUGCAUAUUCGCGGAUGGGUUGAGGCACGACGUGCCUGUGUGCUGUUAAUGGCUUCUCUUUUUCGCGCAGCGUGUUUUGAAAAAGAGUAUGAAAUUGCUUUCUGUCCUUCAGUUAUAAAAUUGCUGUAAAUAGAAAGCAUGUGGUCCGGACCCUGGAGUCAGUGGCCCAUUCAGGCCUCCAUGUAUCAAAAUGUACCUCAUGAACAAGUUGACUGGGCCCAACUAGCCAAACAAUGGAUUCAGAUGCAGCAGACGCCGUCCGACAGGGACCAGGCGAAUCAUUCGUCGGCAAUGGUGACUCCAGCUGCACCCCCUAGCACCGUGCAACCAGCUGCACCAGCUGGCAUCAAUGCAACUAACAAUUACUGGAACACAAGCUGGAGUGGCAACGACAAUGCAAACAAAAGCUGGACUGCACCCGGUGCAAUCCCGGGACUGGACGUCGCUCCUCCGCCCCCUGCAGCUGCCCCCCCUUCUGUCCCGCUCCUCCCCCUGCCACCCAUGGCUGCUGAGGGUGUGUCUUCCAAAGAAACUUUUGACUACGGCCAUGCAUCCUCGUCACAGCCGCUAGCGUGUCACAGCUACGACUACGAGCACGGAGGGCCGGAACCGUACGAACCCAUGCCCCAGCCAUAUCCAAACAGCAUCCCUUACAAUUCAUACUGGGGUGUCAACUCUGGCCCACCACCAUUCUUUUUAAGAAAAGAUAGAAGGGAUUCCAAAGAUGACAGCCGACAUCCAAUGCUGGAGGAAGAAGUGCCGCAGCUAGAUGCCGCAAAACGCAAAACCCUUCCGGCAUGGAUCCGGGAAGGUUUAGAAAAAAUGGAAAGGGAACGCCAGAAAAAGGAGGAGAGGGAGAGGGCAGAGGCGGAACGGAUGGCCAAACUCAGCAGAAGAGGUGACAGGGACAACGACAAUCCGGCAAAAUCUAAGUUUGACAGUGACAGUGAAGACGAAAAAGAAGCUCCCACCAAUGUAGAUAGGAAGGCAGGAUCAAAAGUGAGUGAGCAGCGCAAUGGUGCUGCUGUGCCGUCACGUCCCACUCCGUCGCCUUCGCCUCCGCUGGAAAUGAAAUUUAAAACACCAGAGGAGCGGCAACAGGAACUGGUGAUGAAAGUAAGAAGAAUGCUCACCGAAAUACUUUUGGAUGUGACCAAUGAAGAGGUAUCAUCAGUUGCCAAGGAGAUGUACCAAAAGAUGCUUCAAAAAGCUCCAGCUCGACAGCUGAGAUCGUCGUCUGCGUUGGCAAAUAUUGCCUCUGGAUUGGGUGGCCUGACAGGAUAUGGUUCGGACAGUGGGUCCGACAGUGGGUCCGGUUCGGCGGAGGAAGAGGAUGAUUCCGACCUGGAGCUGGAAAGGUCGAUCCGCGAGAAAAAAUUUGCGUUUGCCGAGUGGGAACGGAAGAUGGCCACCGUGUUGGAUGCGGCGGAGCGGAGGCAGCAGGCAGAAGCCCUCUCCGCGCAGAAGGUAACUGGAGAUGAAGUCGUGCAUAGUCCCGUUCAAGAUGCUGAGAGCCCGUCGCCGUCAGACAAAGAAUACGAACGUGAACUGUCAGAAAUCCAAGGAAGAUCCCACAAUGAUACUCCAAGCCCAGAUAACAAGCAUAGCUGCCAAAAGGUAGAUGAUGACGAAUCGGAGCGCAGGGGAGACGAUUUGGAUCGGGGUAGCACAGAGUCUGACAGGAGCAGAAGUCCCCAGCCCGCAAAGCAGGGCUCCGAUAGCAGGCACACCAAGGUGGAACGAAAGUCUUCCAGCGAGAAGUCCCGGGACAAAGGCAGGAAGAAGGAACGCUCCAGAUCUCCUUCGAGGCACCACAAAUCGAGCAAGAGCUCAAGAUCUUCUCCAAGGCACCGAAGCAGAUCGCGAGAGAGGAAAAAGUGUUCGCGUCGUUCACGAUCACGGAGUCGUAGCCACAGCCGCAGUCCGAAACGUAGCAGUCGUCGCUCCCGUUCCAGGGAACGCAAGCGCAGCAGAAAGCACAGCAGCAGUUCGCGAAGCAGGAGCCGCAGUCGCAGCCGUAGCAGAAGCCGAGAGCGUAGCAGGCGAUAUAGCCGCAGCCCAAAGCACAAGAGUCGACGUCGGAGUCGCAGUGGAAGCCCUUCUGAUCGAAAGCAUCACAGGCGACAUUCUUACAGUUCUGAAAGUGAUGGGUCGGGUAAGAGGUCAAGUCGCAGGUACAGGGACAGGUGAACAGCGCAGCGUACCUGGUAUGUGUGUUUUUCUAUAUUUAAAAUUCUGUUUUACGAUUUUUUUAAAUUUCAAUCUCUUGCAGCUCAUUCCUACAAUUUUCACUCUAUGACUUUUUUAUCGGAUUAAGCACAUGCUCUUAGGAUGUAGUGAAGGGAGAAAGACGAGAUGCAGAGAUACUUAAAAUUGUACUUCUCACUUGCAAUUCUCCUGGGAAUCCUGAUCGUUUUCUUCUUCGUGGCAUUGCGCAGACGACAUUGCACUACCCCACACCCACAAGGCUUCCUCUCUGUUUGUCAAAUUUGAUAUGGUCAACAUGGUAGCACCCUGAAAUUUAACAGCACUUCCAUUGCACUGGCUUCUGAAUUCCACCCGUGCCGUUCCUACCGCUUGCUGAUCCUGCCAAUCUUACGUUUCCAUGUGAUGUUCCGAACUGCUGCCUCCUGACUGUAGCUAUUGCUGUCGCCACUUUGCCCGUGUUCCUUCGUUCCUUUCGUGUGGUGGUGUCACUGUCUCGCAUUUACUUUGGGCUACCACAUCUUGCGCAAGUUUACGCCCCCCUUCACAAUGAAAGUAGGGCCACACCUGAACACGACAACUCACUGCAAACUCAUGCUCGAGGCACUCGCAAGAAUGAGCAUUAUUUUCUAAGCUCACAUAAACAGUUGUGCUACAAGUCUUGUUUGCUGUCCACUUACACAUGUUAGAUGGUAGUCCGAGCUCUUUGUUGCCUUGCAGGUCACCCAUGGAUGCUGCUCCUGGACUGAACUGCACUGGUCAAGUAUGACUGCCAACAUUUUGUGGCAGUUGUUUACCUGUACAUUGUAAAUUACUCAUAAAGAGAAACAUUUUAACACCCUGCUCGUAAGGCUCCAAACCAUACAGUGCAUCGAGUGAUGUUGGUCUUAGACUCUAUGAAACAUAGUUAAAUGGCACCUUGCCAGCUUUACAUUUUCCUCCCCAUGGUUCAAUAAAAAAAAUGUAUAUCUCA
Molecule: messenger RNA, 4660 nt
Organism: Ornithodoros turicata
Lineage: Eukaryota; Metazoa; Arthropoda; Arachnida; Ixodida; Argasidae
Product: arginine/serine-rich protein PNISR-like
Exons: 10
Coding region: 1621-3672 (683 amino acids)
Cellular component (GO): nuclear speck; presynaptic active zone
Molecular function (GO): RNA binding
Source: RefSeq, a predicted model, not a curated record